Molecule: messenger RNA, 1023 nt
Organism: Lytechinus variegatus (green sea urchin)
Lineage: Eukaryota; Metazoa; Echinodermata; Echinoidea; Temnopleuroida; Toxopneustidae
Exons: 2
Coding region: 301-831 (176 amino acids)
Source: RefSeq, a predicted model, not a curated record
ACAAUAGUCCGGGGACAAUACAAGAGCUAAGCAAAAGCCAGAAGUCAACAAAAGAAUUACAUUUCAUUUAAUAACAUUAAAAAUAUCGAUAAAUUGUAAAAAGUAACAACAAAAUACGAAGAAUAAUAAGUGAAAGAUUGUCAUAGUUGACUGAGUGGGCUAUUUUUGCAAAGAAAGUGACAGAAAUCGACUUGAUUUGAGCAGUAAACAGCGAUUUGGCGGUGGAAUUGAUUCCAACUUUUGCAGACGACAUCACACCCGUUUACUUUCUCCCUCGCUUGCUUCACCACCGCCGCCAUCAUGCCUAACUCAGGCUUUCAGGGGCAGAUCAACCAGAAAUUCUACGGGACACAUAAGGGGGACCUGGUCCCGCUUGGAGACCGGUAUGUCUCGGGGAACCUCCCAAAUCCUGCAUUUUGGAGGAGAUUUAUUCAAGAACCAGCGUCAAGUUUUGAAAGUUCGAGUCCCAGGGUUCUGACAACGACAGAAGUUCUUGCCCCCAUUCGGCCGAGCAACGUCUACGCCAUGACAAUCACUAAAGACAACAGGUCAACGUCAAAUACUCUACCAAGACUGGAAACGUCAUCAACCCGCUCGACCAAUGAGGGCUCAGACCACGCCCCUUCUCUCCAUCCAAAGAAGCCACCCACCUCACUGGGUAGGGCUCGAGACUCGAACAUACCACUGGUCGCCCUUAACUCGCUCGCUCCUUUUGCCACAACGUACAAACCAACUUGCGGAUAUUUCUUCUCGAGGGCGACAGAUAACAAGAAGAAACAGAUGGGCAUUCCAGCAACAGAUCUUGUGAAAUACCGCUACUAUGUGAAAUAAUAGUUUAUCUUCAAAACACUGGACUUCUCCAAAGUGACUUUUAUCAAACUCUGUAUAUAAUUAGAAAGUAUUACGGACCUAUAUACUCAAAGAGUUGGUCUUUAAAACCACUGUUUAUUGCAUGCUUGCCUGUUUUGAACUGUCUUCCUUCGUGUGUCUUUCAUGAAUAUCUUAAUAUUGUUAUGUGCUAAU